Moesziomyces antarcticus is the source of this 5487-nucleotide messenger RNA. RefSeq lists its product as uncharacterized. Gene Ontology annotation, biological process: regulation of transcription by RNA polymerase II. Lineage: Eukaryota; Fungi; Basidiomycota; Ustilaginomycetes; Ustilaginales; Ustilaginaceae. The transcript has 12 exons. Gene Ontology annotation, molecular function: DNA-binding transcription factor activity, RNA polymerase II-specific; RNA polymerase II cis-regulatory region sequence-specific DNA binding. Bases 1 to 5487 code for a protein of 1828 amino acids. The record is from RefSeq and is a predicted model, not a curated record.
AUGCCGCCUCGUCCUUGCCUUGCCGUGUUGUGUUGUGCUUCCCCUUCCUCGCCCCUCAAACUCGUAAACCUGGGUCCAAUCCUCCUGGCGCCCGGCAUCCGCAUCCUGCUCAGCAUUCAUGCCGUGCCCUGCUCGCCGCUCUCCGCCGCAUCGGAGCGCUCGUCUUCCGACCGUGUUGCUCCCACUGCCAUCCCCAUCUCGCUCUGCACGCCAGCCGCCCUGCGUGUGCUUUGCGCCGGCGUCGUCGCUGCAAGCUCGGGGCGUGCCUGGUCGUCGGUCGUGCUUGCAUGGUUGCCGCUUCGGCUACUUUUCAUGGUCCUCCUCUUCAUCCUCUCUCGCUACACCUCCUUGCUCCUCUUCUCUCCCCCACCACCCACCGCUGCUGCAACGCUGCGAUCCAUCUUCCUCUUUCCCAUAUAUCCAACCACCCUCCUUCCCGACUCGACCCUGAUACGACCUGAUCCCUUUCUCCACUCACCACCAACACCGCUCGUUGCCAGCUCGUUGCCACCUCGUUGCCCGCUCGUUGCCCGCUCGUUGCCCGCUCGUUGCCCGCAUCUCGACCGCCACCUUUCAUCUACGCCACCAUCCUCGCCGCCACCCGCAUCACCAUCUGCAUCCACAUCGCAUCCUUCGCGCCGCGCCGUUUGCGUCGCACUCGGCCUCGUCCCGUGCGAGAUCCAAGUGCCACUACGGCCGGAACAGCAUCUCUCGGCCUCUCAGCUCGCCAAGACGUCUAGCUGCAUCCCGCUUGGCGCUUAUACCGCGGUCCCGUCGCUUGUGCAUCGAGCAAAGUCCCCGGUCACCACCUCAUCUUGCGCGCGCGCGCGCCGUGGCCGCUGCAGCCGACACCCGCCCGUAGCGCAUCGCACCACUUCAUCUCGCACAGCACCACCGACCACGCUGCCGCGAGCCGGCACGAUCGCACCGUCUCCCCUGCAACCCACCUUUCUGCAUCUCGCGCAGCAGUCUCCGAUCGGCCCCACAUCCCCGUUCGCACAGGAAGGUAAGCUCAUAUCCUCGGCCUCAUCCCGACCCGCCCCAAUGAAACGCCGAGGCACAGAUGAAGACGCGGAGGUGGCUCGGCUCGCCGAGAUGAACCAGGCGGCCCUCUACGCCCGGCUCCCGAAUCUGGCGCCCUCGAUGCUCCUCCCUCAACUUCCGCUAUUCCGCCGCAUCUGCGGGUGCCUUUUCAAUGCGCAGCACCAGCUGCCGCCUCUCUUUGUCCUCUUUCCCCUCCUGUCCGACGCUCAUCUCCCCACGCCGCAUACACGAGCAGCUCAACCUGCUGGCGACGUUCUGCUUCGCGGCGAGUCAGAGCUUUCGGCGUUUCCCGCUCGCCAACCUCUCCGCCCACCGCUGCUUGUCGGACCUCCGCACACCGCACUGGUUGCCGUGCUUCCCUUUCGAGACGACCAAGCAUGCUCACUCUUACAUUCUCGUAACACCGCUCCACCUUCUCUUGUCGCCAACAGGAUCGCAUCUUUCGUCAUCGCUCGCCUCGGCGCAUCCCAGCAAAGCUCAACUCGCUUCUUGACCGAGCUUCAACUCUGCUCUUCAUUCGAUCGCACCCGCAGUCCCGUCGCCCAUCUUAGCCCUGUGCCGGCGAUCCUUCGGUCAUCGCUCAAGGUUCACACGACUUCACCGGCCGGUGGAUCUGCUUCUGUCAUCCGGCCGCUUCGUGGCCCUCUGCCCUUUGGAGAGGCCAUUGCUUCGCCAGUGAUGCCGGCUACGUUCGCCCGAAGCGAGCUCCCCCUCAUCAUUCCGCGCAAGACCAUGCACAAGCCCGUACCACUCGACGAAUCGAGUGCAGCCUCGUUGCAACUUGCUCCUGUGGUUGCGCAUUUGGCACCGGUUUCCAACCCUGGUCUGCACCAUCGCCAGCACAUCGCCAGUCAGCUUCGCAGACGUCGAGUCGCAGCGUUCCCGCUACUGUCGCCUCUGCUCGCUCAAUUGGCCGAUCGAAUUGGACGGAGGUAUCAUGUCGACACUGUCUCGGCUUUCGACACAGCAUGCGAUGCGAUACAGAUGUCGGCGCAUCCUCGACACAGGGAAUCGGCGAUCCGUAACGCGCUUCCAGAACGUCUUAAGCUCCACGUCGCCGGUCUUUGUGGCAACGCAGCGUCAUCAGAUGCCUUGAGCCUGCUGAGCUGCGCUUUGGCAGCAGCCUUCUUGGAGUUGUUCGCCAGCCUUACCGGGCAGUGGGGAGCACUCAAAGUUGGCCCCGCUACAAGGCCAAAUCCGAGGCGGGAGCCACGCAUUUCUCACGCUAGGCUUUACAGCCUCACGUCGUUGAGCAUCGAUGAUGUGGGCCUUUCGCACCUGUCCACGGUCCACGGUCCACGAGCUGCCAGCUACAGCUACAGCUCCAGUGCUCCAGUCCUCAUGUCGUGCGUCGUGCGUCUGGCGUCCCAUGACCAUAUCGAUCUGGUCGCUCGCAACAUGUUCGACAUGGACUAUGCACACCGCGCAACCACUCCGCGCAUCGACCGUCUUCCGUCCGGCGCACAGCCGACGAGCUUCAACAUGUCGGUCCCAUACUACACAAAUACGGCUAGCGCUUCUAGCUCGCCCUACCGACCUGGCACUGCCGAUGGAUCGUGGGAGCAGGCCAAGCAGCCUGGCGUCGGCGAAGUCAGGCCCGAUCUGUACGCCCAGCUACCGCCCAGCACCACCUCCUCCUCUCAGCUCCGCCCGGAGCCGCUGCAGACGGCUGCACAGCCCUCCAUGCUCGGAUCCCAGAUGGGCGUCUACCUCGGCCCAAACGUCGUGACUCCACGCCAAUCUGCGUUCCCCAGGGACCAGGUGGAUGCUUCGACGCAAUUCGCAUCAGCCGGUAGCAUGGAUGCGUUUGGUCACGGCGCACCAGGUGCAAUGUCCACCGACACACCGAGGGCCACGCACUUUGGCGUCAGCAGCGCGCUCGACGCCUCCAAGAUGGGCAUGGCCACACCAUCGCAUCCCUUCGACACUGCGUCCGGCUCCACAUGGUCGACGAUGCAGCCGCAAGCAGAGAUGCCGUAUCGAGGAUACGCCUACCCGGUCCAGACGAGCGCAGGCUCGUGGUCUGCGCCCGGCGGCAUGUCCAUGUCGCAGAAUGCCAUCUACGACACCUCGUCGUCGUCGGCCAACACCAGUCCCAACCGCUCGCAGGCUUACUACGACAUGUCGGGCGAACAUCACUUUGACCACGGCGGCUAUGCCUCGCACAUGGGCGCCGCGCCUGCCUACCCCAUGUACGCCGCCUCCUCGUCCAAGUUCGGCAGCGCCAGCGCAUACGCCGCCGCCGCCGCCCAGCCAGAGUACCAGCCCGAGGAGAUCGACAGCAUGCUCGGCCAGGUCUCGACGCUCUACAAGACGGCUAACACCAAGAAGAUGGCCGAAUUCUACCGCGACAAGUGGGCUCGCAUGUGGCUGACGUGCAACUACACCUUAAAGCCGUCGAUCCAGAUCUCGAUACCGCGCACGAUCCUGCACGAGUCGUAUCGCCGCGCGUGCGACGCCUUUGGCCUGGAGCCGCUUCAGGCAGCGUCGUUCGGCAAGGUGCUUCGUAGCCAGUUCCCCGACGUGGCGCAGCGCAGGCUCGGCGGUCGCGGCAAGACGCGCUUCCACUACUGCGGCUUUGGAACGUCCAACGAGCGCGAGGCGAUCAAGGUCAAGUCGCUGCUCGAAGACGAGAAGGCGGGCAAGCUGCAGCUGAGCGCCGGGCUGAGUGCCGAGUACGCCUCCGAGGCUCGCGCCAAGGCGCGCUCCGAGGGGCAGGAUAGCGAGACUUCGUACCGUUCGCAACGCUCGGCCGAGGCGUCGCCCGGCGAAGGCCACACGAACGCGGGCCGUGCGCUCAAGCACGAGCAUUCGCCGCACGCCUCGUCGGACGGCAGUGCGCUCGGCACCACCGGCAUGGGCACCGACAACCGGCUCAUCGCCUCGGCAUUUGCGACGCUCAACAGCGCCAUACUCACACCUCCCGGCACGAGCUCGGGUGCUGGCUAUGCGGGGCAGGACGCUUUGCGUUUCUCGACGCAGGCGCAACCGCUUUCGCAGGGCCAGGCAGAGGCCGCCGCCUCGAGCAGCACGACCGGAUUCAUGCCCAGAAGGCACACGGUCUCGCACUCCUACUCGGGCUUCAGCGAUCUCGGCUUUGCGCCCUCGGCGCACGCGUCGAGCGAAGCGGGCGAUGCGGCCGGUCUGCCCUCGAGCGAAGUGUCGAGCUUUGGCGUCGGGGCGGUGUCGGGCAUUGCGGAGCCGGCGCAGUCGGGGUCGCUGCUCAACAGCCCGGCGUCGUCGCUGCAUGGCUACCAGUACAUCCAGGAUCCGCGGCACAUGCCGAGCUCGAUGCCAUUCCGGCGCUCGUGCCAGGAUCUGCCGGACUGGCCGACGGUGGGUGGCGAGGCGGGCGCGGGCUCGGCCUACGGAACGUCGACGCCCGCGGCGGCGUCGGGAGGCGCUUCGGCUGGCAACGCAAGUCUGCCGGCGGAGUCGCGAAAGGCUUGGCGUGAGUACGAGUCCCUCUGUCAGGCACUGCUCUACUCGAUCUACCUCGGUCCUGACCCUGUCUCGUUUGAACAGCGAACCACUUUGUUCUGGACUAGCCUGAGCGCGGCGACGCGCGAGGCGCUGCACGCGGACGCGAUGCUGCAGGGCAUGGUGCUGCGCGCCGACGGCAUCAUCUUUCGGCAGCUGCUCAACAAGCUCGACGGCAUGAUUGGCGACGAUGUGGCCGACGAGCGCAUGCCGGCGCUGCGGAGUCUGGCCAGGAUGCUUGCGGAGCGCAUGGCGGAGCUGGUGCGCGAUGCGCUGCCCGAGGCGUGCGCGACGACCAAGGUGCAAGCAUCGCAGAGGAUGGGCGAGAGCCUCGAGCGCGUCAUCAAGAUCUUUGAGGCGGUGCGCACGUUUCGCGAAGAGUCGAUGCUCGACGUGGGUGGCGACUGCGAUGCGGACGCGGCGCACGCAUGGUGGGCAGGCAACGCUGGGGCUGGCUCGAGUGGUGGCCCGCGCGGGCUGGGGCUGGCUGGGGUCGUGCGAGGCAACCGUUCGCGGUCCGGCACGCAGAGUUCGCUCGGAAGCAUGGCGGGACCGCUGGCGAACCUGCAGCUGCGCCGACGCGAUACGAGUGUGGGUAGCAGCCUGUCGGACUCGCAGCAUGCGUGGACGGGCAGCGAGCAGCGCGCGUCGUCGUCGGCGUCCGAGAGCGAGGUGUCGUCGACCCAGUCGGCCGAUCUGGGCGCCAUGCCCAACAGCCUGUAUGCGCCGCUGGCACGCAAACCGACGUCCGCCGGCGGACUGCGCGCGCGCGUGGCCUCCCAUCCGGCACCUGAGAGCAGUUCCAAUACUACAAUGGCGCUGGCGAGCUCGCUCGCGGCUGCCAUGCCGGCAUCCUCGCCGCAGCACUUUGCCACGCCGAGCGCGCCCAACUCGCGCCCCACCACCGCCUCCACCUCCGCUCCCCCGCCGCCGCUCGACUGGCGCGACCACCCGAUGUCCUAG